AUGUUGGAGUCUUGUCGUGGCACAAGAAAUAUGGAUAGAAUCAGUAAUCUACCAAAUGAGAUUAUCUGCCACAUCGGUUCUUUCAUUUCAGCAAAGGAGGCUGCUUUCACAACGGUUCUCUCGAAGAGAUGGCGAAAUCUCCUUACCAUCAUACCCAAACUUCAUUAUGAUGGCUUGGUUGAUGAUGAAGGGAGUUUUGAGGAUUUUUUUGAUGGACUAUUGGCUAUACCAGUGAGCACUCGUAUAAGGACACUAUCUCUAAAAUGCAACCAUAUGGCUCAGUAUGAUGAACAUAUCAACCGUUGUCUCUGUGAGGUGGUGAAGCGUGGUGCUAUGGUUCUUGAACUCCAGAUAGAGGUCGCUAAAGAAGGUUCUUAUUCACUGCCUUUGGAGAUAUUUACUUGCAAGACAGUUGAGAAAAUGGAACUUGGGUCUGGUUUUGCUAUUGACUUCAUCCCUGCGGAUGCUUUGAUUCCAGCUCUCAAGACUCUUUCUCUUGACUCUGUUUUGUUCUAUAAUGAUUUUGGUGGUGGUUGUGCGUUCCAAGCGCUUGUCUCUGCUUCCCCUGUGCUUGAGGAGUUGGUCAUGGAUGGUAUUGAGUGGGAACGUUGGAGAUGGUCUUGGGCUGUGUCUAGUCCGACCCUUCAAAGACUGACUAUCCAACGUCAAGUGUGGGAUUCUAAUGAGAGAUAUGGUAAUAGUAACAAUGUACUAGAUUCUCGGGGUCUUGCCUAUGAUUUUGACAGCAUUAGUUUGGAUGCUCCGAGUCUUACCUACUUGGAGUAUUCUGAUUAUGUUCCAAAAGAGUAUCCAAUUGUUAAUCUCAACUCCCUUGUUGAAGCUAAGCUCGAUCUUCGUGUGGACCAAGAUUCUAUAUGGGGAGGCGAACAUGCAGAAGAUUUCGAUCCAAUGAAUAUGGUUAAUGGGUUAAAAAAUGUUGAGAUUUUGGACUUAACCAUUGAAACUAUGGUGAUGCUUUAUGUCUACCGUGAAGCGCUUCCAGUGUUUGGAAACCUCUUUCAGGUAUCUGUUAGCCUUUCAAGCUACUGUUGGUAUUCUCUACCGAUUCUCAUAGCAAAAUCUCCAAAUCUCAAGACACUCAUCAUUGAGGAUUCCGAUCACUGUGUAGAUGAGAAAGCAUUGGUGUGCGUGUGCCAGUGCGUGUCAGAGACGUCUGACGUGUUAUCUUCUUCUUUGGAAGUCCUAAAUAUAACCGGGUACAGAGGAACUAUGGGAGAGCUUGUUGUGCUGAUGGAGCAUUUCUUGGGAAAAUUAGCAUGUCUUCAACUGGUGGAAGUUCAUGCUCGAGUGUCAGGAGGUGACGAAAAGCUAAAAGUCUUGUCGGAUCUGCUAAUGCUUCCUAGAGUUUCUUCCAAGUGCAAAAUCCAAGUCAAGUUUUCUCCAAAGCGUUACUAA
Messenger RNA from Microthlaspi erraticum, 1416 nucleotides. NCBI's taxonomy places the organism in Eukaryota, Viridiplantae, Streptophyta, Magnoliopsida, Brassicales, Brassicaceae. The record is from the annotation of a GenBank genome assembly.